UGCAACAGUUGUCAAGAAAGCAUCAGCUUUCAGAGGAAUCAGAAGGAAUUGCUCGAUCUUGAAAGGAGUUCUAAGCUAUAACAUCUGAUUUCAGGGCUUAUGUUUCUAGGAAAUAUGCCAGAACCUUAAGGGGAAAAAUUAAAGAGCAUAAGAAGACACACACACACACAUCACUUACCCUCUAUGCUACAGUGGUACAGCCCCAGCACCAGCCAAACACAGGGAGACGCGCAACUCUGCUUCUGCAACUCUCCUCACUGCCCUUUUCCUUGUGCUGUUCCCAUCCAUUCUAAGGAUCCCUGUGCAUCAGUUUUUUCUGAUCUUCGAUCUUUGGAGUGUAAUAUGAAGUUCCAGCUGUGGGUGUCUACAGGAAUCCUACUGGUGUCUCUCCUCCCCUGCCAUGAGUGCCGAGCUUUCAUUAAAUCCCCAGCAUCUUCUCCUGGAGCUCUCCUGCCUGCUCUGUCCAAUUCCCAGCCCUUUUUACUGCGAAUGGGAGAAGAGUAUUUCCUACGUCUAGGUAAUCUCCAUAAGCAUUCCCCAGGCUCGUUUCCUGAGGCAUCUGCUGGUAACUUUGUAAGAGCUGUACAGCAACUGCAGGCUCAGCAGUGGAGCAGCCAGCCAGGGAUGAGAGCGGCAGCUUUGGAUGGAGCAGACAGCCCUUACAGUGCUCAGGAAGAUCCCACAGAAAAAGCAAAGCGUGCAGAAGAGCCUCCCAUUUCCCUGGAUCUGACUUUUCACUUGCUCCGUGAAGUCUUAGAAAUGGCAAGAGCUGAGCAAAUAGCCCAGCAAGCCCACAGCAACAGGAAACUCAUGGACAUCAUUGGGAAAUAGCACAUGUCUCCCUGCCAAAGAGUUCUCUGCAUUUAGCACAAAAUGUGAUGUACCAUAAAGCUGCCCUGAAACCAUCUGUUUAUUUUUUUACAGCUUCAAAGUUGCAGAUUGUGCAUCUUAACCCCUUUGCUUCCAGAGGAGCCAGCAUCGACCCAGUGCAUGGUGUUUCUGGACCCUCUGGAAGCAAUAAAGGGUUCCCAGGCUAUAUUUGUUUUUUCAGCAUGCACAGGGUAUAUUCAACUGCAGUGAAAGGCAACACAUGUCGUUUGUCAAUAUAUCCUUUUUUUAUUUUACAGUCACUGGUUAUUCUUGUGGUAUAUUUCCUGAGAAACACCCAUUUGGGGAGGGUUGAAUUUUAAAAUCUUAAGGAAUCAGCUACAUUUCUUGAAACCUAAGGAGUUUUCCUCUGGGAGGGGAAAAAAUUGCUGUCAUUUAUUUUGCAUCAGAGUUUAUUGUAUACAUUUCAAUAAUAAAACAUCUUUUCAGUGCUGGCACAACUUGGGUGUGAAACAUACUGUUUAAUGUAUAUAUUUUUAAUAAAAAAUGCAAAGCUU
Messenger RNA from Xenopus laevis (African clawed frog), 1385 nucleotides. RefSeq names its product corticotropin releasing hormone L homeolog (gene crh.L). Gene Ontology annotation, molecular function: corticotropin-releasing hormone activity; hormone activity. The transcript is spliced from 2 exons. The coding region runs from base 184 to 831 and encodes 215 amino acids. Gene Ontology annotation, biological process: positive regulation of cortisol secretion; negative regulation of glucagon secretion; negative regulation of epinephrine secretion. Gene Ontology annotation, cellular component: extracellular region. NCBI's taxonomy places the organism in Eukaryota, Metazoa, Chordata, Amphibia, Anura, Pipidae. The record is from RefSeq and is a predicted model, not a curated record.